Messenger RNA from Xiphias gladius (swordfish), 5886 nucleotides. Its product is annotated as serine/threonine-protein kinase WNK4-like. Gene Ontology annotation, cellular component: cytoplasm; cytosol. Bases 429 to 4505 code for a protein of 1358 amino acids. Gene Ontology annotation, biological process: monoatomic ion homeostasis; intracellular signal transduction; negative regulation of sodium ion transport. The transcript is spliced from 25 exons. Lineage: Eukaryota; Metazoa; Chordata; Actinopteri; Istiophoriformes; Xiphiidae. Gene Ontology annotation, molecular function: protein serine/threonine kinase activity; potassium channel inhibitor activity; chloride channel inhibitor activity. The record is from RefSeq and is a predicted model, not a curated record.
UCGGCGCUGAUAGAGCUCGUGCUCUCGCUCGGUCUGCAGCGCGUUGACUUUGUGCUGAAGCGACUCGUGCGUUCUCAGAAACAACGCGACGAAGAAUCGGGAGGACCUGCUCUGUGUCGAGAAGUCGCCCCGUCGGAGUUCGGUCGCAGAGCCGGACUGAGGCGGACCCCGUUUGAACCUGGACUCCGAAGAUCCUGCCGGGGUCAGCGGCGCCUGCUGCUGGAGCUCUGCUGGUUUCUGUUGUGGUUUUACUGGUUCCAGUUUUUCCGCUCGGCCUCAUUAACUCACCCGCUGCUGGAGCCACAAAUAAAAGCACUCCUCUGGCAUCGCGGCGAGGGACUUGAACCAGCGUCACCGAAGAGACGACACAUGACCCGCACCCACGACCUGGUGAGGAAGAGGAGGAGGAAGAGGAGAGUCUGAGCAGGAUGCUGCGCUGGACCGCUGAGGACCACAGCGAGAAAAGACCCGGAGAAGAAGAAGAAGAGGACGAGGUGGAGGAGGAGCCCAUCCUUCGUCCCUCUUAUUCUCCCGUUACCAUGACGACGUCAAAGGAUGACCCCGCUGCCCAAUCAGAGGCCGCAGUGAGCCCUCUGGCCAAUCAGGAUGUCAGCUCAGACUCGGGGGAGGAGACGGGGGCGAUGAUGUCGGAGUCUAACAGGGAGGCGUUACUGUGGCAACGGAAGGAGGAGGAGCAUGAUGAAGAGGAGACGCAGGCGGUGGCCUCGUCUCCCGAUGGACGAUUCCUCAAGUUCAACAUCGAGAUUGGACGAGGAUCCUUCAAGGCGGUUUACAAAGGCCUGGACACCGAGACCACGGUGGAGGUGGCCUGGUGUGAACUACAGACCCAUCGUCUGAACAAGGUGGAGCGUCAGCGGUUCUGCGAGGAGGUGGAGAUGCUGAAAGGUCUGCAGCAUCCGAACAUCGUCCGAUUCUUCGACUCCUGGAAGUCGACGCUGAAGAGCCAAAAAUGCACCAUCCUGGUGACGGAGCUCAUGACGUCGGGGACCCUCAAAACGUACCUGCGCCGGUUCCGACAGAUGAAGCUGAAGCUGCUGCAGCGUUGGAGUUUCCAGAUCCUGAAGGGGCUUCAGUUCCUGCACUCGCGCUGCCCCCCCAUCCUGCACCGAGACCUCAAGUGCGACAACAUCUUCAUCACCGGGCCCAGCGCUUCCGUCAAGAUCGGAGACCUGGGCCUGGCCACGCUCAAGAAGGCCUCGUUCGCCAAGAGCGUCAUCGGGACCCCCGAGUUUAUGGCUCCUGAGAUGUAUGAGGAGAAGUACGACGAGGCCGUAGACGUUUACGCCUUCGGAAUGUGCAUCCUGGAGAUGGCCACCUCCGAGUAUCCGUACUCUGAGUGUCAGAACGCCGCCCAGAUCUACCGCAAAGUAACCAAUGGAAUCAAACCGGACAGCUUUUUCAAAGUAAAAGUCGCAGAGCUGAAGGAGAUCAUUGAGGGCUGCAUCCAAACCGACAGCAGUGAGAGGUUCACGGUUCAGGACCUGCUGGACCACCGGUUCUUCCAGGAGCAGCUGGGAGUCCACGUGGAGCUGGCGGAGGACGACGACAGUUCGAAGGCGGCGCUGAAGCUCUGGCUGCGAAUGGACGACAACACGAAGCUUCACGGCAAAUACAAAGACAACAACGCCAUCGAGUUCCUGUUCGAGCUGUACAAAGACGUCCCCGAGGAGGUGGCCCAGGAGAUGGUGGUGUUGGGUUUCGUGUGCGAGGCGGACUAUAAGCUGGUAGCCAAGGCGAUCAGACACCGCGUGACGGCCAUAAAGCGUCAGCGGGAGAAACAGCGCCGCCUGCUGGAGGGAGCUCUGAACCGCCAGGGAGACGCUGUCGUCGAGGAGGAGCCUGACCCCACCCCCCGGCCCCCUGAACCGUCCAAUCAGAAGCCGGCACCUGCCACAAGCCCGACUGCUGAAGGCAAGGUAGCCAUUCAGCAGGACGCAGCUGCUGUUUCACCACCCGCCCCCGCCGGGAUGCAAGCCCUGCCCGCGGUAACGUUGACAUCAUCGGCGCUGUCGUCGAGCGGCAGCCCGGUGGAUUCUGGGAUCAGCAGCGUCUUCAGCAGGGCGGAGGGAGACGGAGACGAGGAGGAAAAGACCGCCAAACACACCUCGUACUCCUCCGCUACAUCGGACUGUGAGAUGGACAUCUCCUCAGGCGUCCCAGAGAAGGUUGAAGCCACACCCCCUCCCGUCACAAACCCCACCCCCAUCCCAUCAUUCUCUGCCCCUGCUCUGGUGGCUCAGGAAACCCCUCGCCUUGAGGUUCGUGCCCCCGUGACCCGGCCUCCAUCCAAGGCUCCGCCCCUUCCUGUGCUGCGUUUCCCCAAGAGCAUCGCUGUGUCCCUUAAUACCGAGCGACCGCCGUCUGGAUCAGUCUGCGGCUUCUCCUCACCUGUGGACAGCAACGCCUCUGAUGUUCACUCAGGUUUGAGUGACGGCAAUGAGGGCCAAUCAGACAAGGGCAACCAGGAAGCACCCAAAAGAGCGGCUACGAAGCAGUUCAGGAGGAGAGCGAGGGCUCGCCUGAGAAUCAUAUCGCUGUCAGACAUGGUGGACCGGGUGGUGGAGUGUCAGCUGCAGACGCACAACAGUAAGAUGGUGACGUUUAAAUUCGACCUGGACGGAGACAAUCCAGAGGACAUUGCCUCUGUGAUGCUCCACAGAGACUUCAUCCUGCCAUCAGAGCGGGAAGGCUUCAUCCUCCGCAUGUAUGACACCAUUAAGAGGGCGGAGUCAAUGAUGCAUCAGCAGCCAGCAGACACAGACAGGUUGUCUAACCCGACAGCGUCCACACUGCCUGAGUCCACGCCAAACGUGUCCACCCAGGCCCUCUCCAGGACUCUGUCCUCAUCUUCACUACCUGACAUUGAUGCUGAUCCCUCCCCCUUAAAGAGCACUGACUUCUACAUCGACCCUGGGGCCACGCCCUCCAUCAGGCCGCUGAGGUCACAGUCUUUUCACACCUCGUCAGCUUCCUCCCCUCAGCCCCGCCUUUACCCCUUCCAAUAUCCCCACCCAGACUCUGCCUUUUCCACCUCCCACCUCCCCCCUCCUCAGUAUCAACUACCAUCUCCCCUCUAUUCCCCCUACACCGUCUCAUUCCCCACCCAGAAUCCUGCCCCCGUCCUCCCCCAAGUCCACAGUAACCCCUCCCUCCUCACCCCCUCAUCCACCUCUUCCCCGGCUGCUCCCCCUCAACCUCCCCCUCCCCAAUGGCCUUCCCCGGACCAGCCUUUCUUCACUCUGACCAACAUGCUCUCUCUGGCCAUGAGCGUGGCCCAGUCCUUCAUGCCCCCGCCUGGGACCCAAAACCAGGGCUUUCUCCCCAACACCCAGCCCCUGUCUCACCCAUUCCCCUCCCAUCAGGCCCCUCUCUCUCCCCCAAUGUCUCCAUCCCUGGGCCCUAAGGUCCACCCCCCACCACACGCCUCUGUCUCUACUCCCUUCUCCCCCCAACCUCCCUACAACCCCCCGUUCCCUCAGACAGGCUCUGCCCAUGACAGCCAGCAGGUGGCGUUGCCCGCCCGAACUCAAGACGUUCCUCAGCCAUUGCAGCAUCACAGUCCAGUUCAGCUGAAGGUCGCCUCAGCUCCGCCCCCUCAUGGUCCAGAAACCGUCUCUGCUCCCACUCUGACCAGUGCUCCCAGUCCCAGUUUUCUUCCAUUCACUCCUCGCAACAGAGUGUCUCCCCCCGUCUCUCCAUCACCCAGACUGUCUCCUAUUCACGAGGUGAAGAAACCUUCAGUCCUUAAGGUUGGUCGUUUCCAGGUCACGCCCUCUAAAGACAUCCUUGCUGUCCUUCAUCAGGACCCCCGCCCACUCAAUCAGGCCACACCCACCACCCACUCCCCACCCCCCUCCAGGCCGAGCCAAUCAGAGAGCUCGGAGAGCAGCACAGAGGAACAGAGUGAAUCAGAGAGUACCAUCGGCACAGUGAGGGUGUUCCCACCUGGUGGCUGCUAUGACAACCCUGGAGGACAGGAGGACAGGAGGGGGAGGGAGGGGAAGAGGAGGGGGGGUCAGAGGCUGAGCGUCAGUUUGUGGGACGGGUCAGCCGGCAGCCCCGGGAUGAGUGGCAGCAGCUUCAGCCAAUCACGGAGCCGCCCUGCACCCUACUUCAGCUCUGACGAAUCGGAGAGCGAGAAUGAGGAGCUGUUGGAGGAAGUACAGGAGCUCCGUGAAAGACACCUGGCGGAAGCGCAGAGCCUGCAGGCCAAUCAGAAGCAAGAGAUCAAGGAGCUGUACCUGAGGAUGGGGAAAGUACCGCCCCCUGGUAUCGUCUCUCCAGCUGCCAUGUUGAACCAUCGCCAACGCCGCCUCUCCAAAACCGGAAACUACCCUCCUGCUCGCAAAAACAGCCUGCAGCGUCUGGACGUGCUUCAUCCUACAGGCAUCAUGAGGAAGCGCUCGGUCAGCGGCAGCAGCAGUGGAUCUCAGGAGAGAGCAGGGAAAGGAGUGACCUUCGCCCCCGAACACAGCUGCAUUUGAGAGCGAGGAGCUGCUGACUGACUGAAGACACGAAGACGAUCUCUGAUGAUGGAAAAGAUGAGGAGGAGGAAGAAAAGACGAGAGGAAGAGGAGUGAACACAAGCCACUUUAUUAUCAAAGCUGCAGAAACAUGACAAUCUUUGCUUUAUCCAAAAUUGUGACGUGAUUUAACUUCUAGGAUUUUAGAUUUAUUCUGUUUAAUCUGUGUUUUACCGUGUGUUUUAUAUUUAUAACUGAGAAUCGAGCAUUUUAAUGACAUUGCAGCACUUUAGAAAGAAAACACGGAGCCUGAAUGAGCCUCACGAAAGGACAGUUUCUUGUUUUUGACUUUCUCUUCGUGUUCCUCGUGAGUUUCUGCAGGUUUAACAGGUCAGAUUGAGCUCGGGAAUCAUCCUUUUAAAGACACAGGAGGAGACAAAAAUGAACCUCAAGUCGAACUCAGAAACCUGAAUCUGAAAAUCUGAAGAAAUGAAUGAGUUAUUUAAAAGCACUCAACAACUUAGGGGCCUUAAAACUUUUAUUUUCUCAGCAUCUGACUGUGAUCAGAGGGUUUCUGCAUGAACACACAGUUUAUCUGCCACAGUUCAAACCAGGUGUCAGAUUUUUGUGUUUGUGUUCGAAGCCGCUCAGCUUCAGAGUUCUCGAGUGUUAAACUCAGGGUGUUUCUGCUAACUGGAACUUGGACUGCUGCUCAUUGAGUCACAAUCAUUUUGAUGCAUGAUAGAAAUUAUUCAGAUGUGGUUUAAGCAUGAAUCUGUUGCAUGCGGGUUCAGAGUCUUCUGCAUCUCCACGGUCUGUCUUUCUGUCUCACGCAUCUGCUUAGAAUCUGGAUCCACUGGACGCGGCUUUAAAUCACAUUUUGCCUCAUUUGAAGACGAUUUCAGGAAUAAUGAUUGUAAUAUUUAAGGUGGCGACUGGAGGAACAGAAACCUUCAGCAGGGCCAGCGAUGAUGAAAUCAGGUGACAUCCAGCUUGAGACAUGAAGAGAUGAAGGUGUGGGUUUGGACUCUGGAGGAAGAUGAAUGUUUGAAUGUUUGUGGUGAAAACUUACCGGAUUUAUUUCAUUUGAGUUUUGAAAGUUUGAAUUGUUCACAAACAUUAAAAAUGCAAUAAUGUCUCCUGGAUUUGAAGUUUUUUCCGUUUUUACCCUCGAAUGGCCGAAUUAUGAAAACGCCAUGACGAUGCUUUUUUGUGCUUCAGUGUUCAUUUUAGCUUCCGAUGUGGUAGGAGUCCUGCCAUUUUGGAGUCUGAGGAAGGACCUGCCGCCUGGAUUUGAAACGUCCGUGUCAUGUGAACACAACACCGCCACGUCGGUGCUAGAAACGUUGCCUGCUGAUGUUUCCCUGGCUCCGUGUACGGGUGGUCAUGUGAUCGCCGAACA